Messenger RNA from Diospyros lotus (date-plum), 1887 nucleotides. Its product is annotated as probable serine/threonine-protein kinase PBL17. The coding region runs from base 327 to 1691 and encodes 454 amino acids. Gene Ontology annotation, molecular function: protein kinase activity; ATP binding. Lineage: Eukaryota; Viridiplantae; Streptophyta; Magnoliopsida; Ericales; Ebenaceae. The transcript is spliced from 6 exons. The record is from RefSeq and is a predicted model, not a curated record. Gene Ontology annotation, biological process: protein phosphorylation.
AAAAAAACAUUAAUCAAGCGAUUGAAAAUGUCAAUCCACCAUCCCUCUUGUAUCCCUCGAUCUCUCCAUCCAUCCAUCUGUUCAUCCCCAUUUCAGCUUUCGCCGUUGGCAGUGACCCAGAUCGGAUUCCGGCGAAAUCGGGCUGUGCUCCGUUGACCCAGUGACAGACUUUGAGGACACCCAGAUUGGAUUGGGAAUUUCACUGUGUCCUUGCAGUGGGAAUGCUGGUUUUGAGGUGCUGUCGUCCUGCAGAAACAGAGCCCUUGUAAUCUGCUAAGAAGAUGAUGGGGAGAAGAGAUUGAAAUCCGGUUCUUGGAGCAAGAUUCAUGGGGAAUUGUUUCAGUUGUGAAGAUGAAGAACAGCCCAAGCAUGUUGCUCUUAAGAAUCAGCAAGGUGUUCACUCUGUUAAUGGAGCAAACUCUCCAUCUCAAGAAAAGCCAGGUACAGUAGCAUCAAUGGGGAUUCAAAGUCCGGCCAUCAUCUCACUGACGCCCAAAGAUGUGAGAGACCUCCGCAGAAAUCCUGGGUACAGUAACGUUGAUAUCUUUACAUAUGAAGAGAUGAGGCUGGCCACAAAGCACUUUCGUCCGGAUCAAGUGCUUGGAGAGGGUGGGUUUGGGAUAGUGUAUAAAGGGGUUAUAGAUGAGAAUGUCAGACCAGGCUACAAGACCACUCGAGUUGCCAUCAAGGAGCUUGAUCCCGAAGGGAUCCAGGGUGAAAGAGAAUGGCUGGCUGAAGUUAACUAUUUGGGCCAGCUUCGACACCAGAAUCUAGUAAAGCUCAUUGGAUACUGCUGCGAGGAUGAUCACAGACUGUUGGUAUAUGAAUACAUGGCAUGCGGGAGUCUGGAAAAACACCUUUUUCGCAGAGUGUCUGCUACAUUAACCUGGCCAAAAAGAAUGAAGAUAGCUCUGGAUGCUGCGAAAGGGCUUGCCUUUCUUCACAGUGCGGAAAGGUCUAUCAUUUAUCGGGAUUUCAAGACAUCGAACAUCUUGCUAGACGCGGAUUUUAAUGCAAAGCUUUCGGACUUUGGGCUCGCGAAGGACGGGCCUAUGGGAGACCAAACCCACGUCUCGACACGAGUCAUGGGCACCUACGGAUAUGCAGCACCAGAGUAUGUAAUGACUGGGCAUUUAACAGCUCGAAGUGAUGUAUAUGGUUUCGGGGUAGUGUUACUUGAGAUGCUCAUCGGUAGGAAGGCAAUGGACAAGAGCAGGCCUAGCCGGGAACAUAACUUGGUGGAGUGGGCUCGCCCUCUCUUGAACCAUAGUAAGAAGCUUCUGAGGAUUUUGGACCCCCGAAUGGAAGGGCAGUACUCUACCAAAACUGCCAUAAAGGUGGCCAACUUAGCAUACCAGUGCCUCAGCCAAAACCCGAAAGGACGGCCUGUAAUGAGCCAGGUAGUUGAAAUACUCGAGACCCUUCAGGCGCAAGGAGGAGGCCAAGGAGAGGCAAUGCUAGAGAGUGGGUCAGGCGGUGUAACCCUGUAUGAAGUCUCCAAGGCUAGACUCGACGAUUCGGGGCAGAAGAAAUACCCAGGCAGAAGCGAAAGUGAGAGGGAACCUAAGUUGGCUCGAAGAAGCAAACCGGCGAAUGGAAGGAGCAAGAGUGAGCCUCCCCAAGACGCUGAUCUUUACGGUCCCCCACCAGACGUAGAGCUAGGUGAAGAAUCUGGUGCGACUAGAAGUUGAACAUGGAAAGCUAGCUUGAUCUUUGGUUGAAUUUGUUGAAAUAUCCACCAUCCUCUGGUUAUUUUUUCGUUUUUUAAACCCUCUUCUAAGAGUGACAUUAGAUGCUCAGGCAACUGUAAUAUCUUUGCCUUUAAGCCUGCUUAUGAGUUUGGGCUUGUUUUUGAGGAAUUUGAGUGCAGAGCCUAGCUUCAUGGUA